CAUUCACCACCUCUUAGCUCUUUUAUACUACUAUCUUCUCCCUCUCUUUGCUUCUCUAUUCUUCUUCAUUAUCAUCUUCAUCUCCAUCUUCUUCUUCAUUUCAAUCUCAACAGCGAACCAAAAUGGCGUCACUGGCGGCAUCCACAGCCGCUGCUUCCCUCGGCGUCUCUGAGAUGCUCGGAAACCCUCUUAACUUCAGUGGCGCUUCAAGGUCUUCUGCUCCGUCUCCAUCAACCCCUGCAACCUUCAAGACUGUUGCUCUGUUCUCCAAGAAGAAGGCUGCUCCGCCGCCCAAGUCCAAACCUGCCGCCGUCUCCCCGGCUAAUGAUGAGCUCGCCAAGUGGUACGGGCCUGACAGAAGGAUUUUCUUGCCGGAGGGUCUGUUGGACAGAUCGGAGAUUCCCGAGUACUUGACCGGUGAAGUUCCUGGAGAUUACGGGUAUGAUCCUUUUGGGCUCAGCAAGAAGCCAGAAGAUUUCAGCAAAUACCAAGCAUACGAGUUGAUCCACGCGAGAUGGGCAAUGUUAGGUGCAGCCGGCUUCAUCAUCCCGGAAGCCUUCAACAAAUUUGGUGCCAACUGUGGGCCUGAAGCCGUUUGGUUCAAGACUGGAGCUUUGCUGCUUGACGGCAACACAUUGAACUACUUCGGAAAGAACAUUCCCAUCAACCUGAUCGUUGCGGUCAUUGCUGAAAUCGUUCUUGUUGGCGGUGCUGAAUACUACAGAAUCAUCAAUGGCUUGGACUUGGAGGACAAGCUGCACCCAGGUGGUCCAUUUGACCCACUGGGAUUAGCCAAGGACCCAGACCAGGCUGCACUGCUCAAGGUGAAGGAAAUAAAAAAUGGCAGACUGGCAAUGUUCGCCAUGCUUGGUUUCUACUUCCAAGCCUACGUUACCGGAGAGGGUCCAGUGGAGAACCUUGCCAAACAUCUCAGCGAUCCCUUCGGCAACAACUUGCUCACUGUCCUCGCCGGAUCCGCCGAAAGAGCUCCAACCCUCUGAUUAAAAAACAUGAAUGAUCUAAUUCACUUUACUAGCGCCUGUAUCCUGGAUCCAAGAUACUCAAUCCUCUAAUGCAUUAAAAUUGUACAUCAAUCUCAUUUCUACUAGUUAUUCCUUUUGCGCUUGCUGUGCUUGGAAUUUCACCUGUGUUCCA
This is a messenger RNA of Carica papaya (papaya), 1155 nucleotides long. RefSeq names its product light harvesting complex of photosystem II 5 (gene LHCB5). Lineage: Eukaryota; Viridiplantae; Streptophyta; Magnoliopsida; Brassicales; Caricaceae. Gene Ontology annotation, biological process: photosynthesis, light harvesting. Gene Ontology annotation, cellular component: membrane. The record is from RefSeq and is a predicted model, not a curated record.